Molecule: messenger RNA, 429 nt
Organism: Protopolystoma xenopodis
Lineage: Eukaryota; Metazoa; Platyhelminthes; Monogenea; Polystomatidea; Polystomatidae
Source: the annotation of a GenBank genome assembly
AUGAAUAAUCUACUCCACAGGCUUUCUCAAAGCGCUACCAGGCUUCAGGACCUUUUUACUUGCCGCCUCUCCGCUCCGAUCACGCCCUGUUUUGUCUGCUCAAGCAAGUCGACGAAUCCGGUGAGACGAUCCCAUCCACGUCGUCUACGCCGCGAUGAUGACCUCCUCCGAUGGGCCUCUUUACCAGCCAGCCAGCCCGCCCGCCCACUCACCCACCAGACGUCCUCUUAUGAGCUUCAUCUUCUCUUCUCAAGCCCAUUUUUGCAAGUCUCCGACGCGCCAGUCCCUCUGAUCUUUGCACACUCUCCAGCUCGACCAUUCUCCACCCGCCUCCAGCAGACGCCGGUGACCCUCUGGCCUGUAGCUACCAGCCGCACCAAAAGUGGCGACAGUAACUGUAGGACAGGGCGAGACCGGCAAGACGCAUGA